Symbiodinium necroappetens is the source of this 1890-nucleotide messenger RNA. The record is from the annotation of a GenBank genome assembly. NCBI's taxonomy places the organism in Eukaryota, Dinophyceae, Suessiales, Symbiodiniaceae.
GUGCUGCUGCUUGGCCCGGGCAAGGCUGCCCUGGGCCUCCUCAGGAGCUUGGAGCGGCAAGCUGCUUCGAAGCGCCAGCCGAAGGGCUGGGAGUUGCAGGAUCACAAGGUGAUCUCGACCUAUGCCGUCCGUGGCAAAGAGAAGAAAGGCACAGGCCGCUUUCAACUCUUCGAGGAUGCCAAGAAGCGCGGCUACGGCGGUCGCUCCGCAGGAGCUAAGCUCCGGCGUCACAACGCAAAGCGUUUCUUCGAGAAGAUCAACAGCAAGUUCGAUGAGUGGGGCCUUGAGCUUCGCCGGCUUUGGAAGGAAGAUCCCGAGGCAGAGGGCGCGGUGAGAGGAUGGCCGCCCACUGCCGUGUUUUUUGCAGGCGAUCUUCGAUUGCGGCGGAUGCUCUUGGCAGGGGCCGGGGUGAUGAGCCAGGAGGCCUUUAGGAGUCUGGCUGCUUACAACGAUGUGUCGAGGUCCAACGCCCUGCCCAGCAAAGCAGUGACGGACGGACUGCCGUCAGUUUCGGCAUCUAUGAAGACGGAGCAAAGCGUGACACCGUCAGCGGAGCCGGAUCCAUCCUUUAACCUUCUCCCAUCUCUUUCCAGCAAAGAGAGUGAGGCAGAAGUGCUCAAUGACUUGGAGGCUGCCAUAGAAGUGCAAUCUGGAGACACCUGGAAAGUCUUAUACCCCGGCAGGAGCUUAACAGUCCGCGGUGACGAGUCGGUCAAAGUCCGAUUGCGGGAGGUCCCGCACAUUUCUGGAACCUGCUCUGUGUCGGGUGCUGCGCUUCACGCAGCACGCAGCUUCGGUGAGAAGUUCGGCUCCGACGCAAAGCAGUGGAUGCAAAAGGAGAGGAGGGAAGCCCUUCUUGAAUCAAGCCAGCGGCGCAGACGACAAGAGCAAUUAGAGGCAGUGGUGGCGCAGAUGCAAACUUCGGGUGGCCGUUCCAGCCUGCGUGGGCGGUUCGCAAUGUACAUCGCGAUUGCCAUUCCCAUUCUUGUCGCCCUUAUGCUCGUUUGUGCAGUUCUGCAACCGGCAGACUCUAGACAGGGUGUACUUAUCAGCGCAGUGGCUGUAAUCUUACUUCUCGGCAUCAACACAGGCAAUGCCCGUCUUUGGCUGAUUGCCGAGGGGGCUUCAGCUCCUAUCCACGCUGUCUUCAAGUACUCCCACUCUUGCAAAGAGCCGCGCCUUCGAGUCUGCAUCUUAGUGUCAUGGUGCAUCGCAGCCCUGAGCUUGCUGGUCACAACCAUCAACCACCUGACCCUGGGACUGUGGCAAGGCCUGCAUUUGUUCCUGGCCUGGGAGAUUCUGAGUAGAUAUGAGUCUGCGUUUGAAAAGCUGGUAGCUAACUCAGACCUUGGUGCUGCCACGGUGUUCUUGCCAGAGUGCGCGGCAUCUUAUGGCAAGCACAGUACAAUUCCACGCAGUGAGCAGUUGGAUGGCGAGUGUUGGUGCAUCCCACUCUAUGGUACCAAAAAAUCCUGGGGAUGCAAGUGGUGGACUGCUUGGACCGCCAAUGUUGAGAAAGCCACCCGCCAGGGAGCCGAGCUGCAGGUGGUCUUUUGGAAGAACCGCUGUGGCCAAGGCAAGGUACGGAGCUUCGCCACUGUCGGUGCGGAAAACCUCCGCCGCGAUGCUUUGGAGGAAAGGAGGCUCAGCUACUUCAGAUCCCCGGCUUUCCAGGAGGCCCUGGCCGCAGGCCUGGAGGGUCUCUCGAAGGAUCUGGGGGAAGAUGGCACCUCACAGUACAGCCGCGAGGCAGAUCGCCUCUUUCUGGCCUCCCUCUCCGGAGAGGAUCGAGGCUUCCUGCAAGCUUCCGAGGGUCUCGGGAUCUCCCAGAAAGCAGAAGUUGCCUGGCUAGAGAGGAAGGGCUACCAGUACACAGAGCGCGAGGUCUAA